AUGUAUCCAAGUCUCCAUCCGAAGCUUGUCUUGGUGCUAGUCGCUGCGCUGGCCACCAUCGCAUGCAUCUGCAUCAAGCGUUACCUCGUCCGACGCCAGUUCGCACGCAAGCACGGUUGCCAACCAGUAGCACGAUCCUUUAGCAAGGAUCCCUUCCUAGGCCUCGAUACUAUCCCCAAGACCAUCGGCGCGCUGAGGCAACACAAAAUCCUCGAAAGGAGCUGCAACCUCUUCCGCAACUACGGCAACACCUUUACCGUAAAAGAGCUGCAAAAAAGCGCCAUCCUAACCAUAGAGCCAGAAAACAUCAAGACGGUCCUCUCCCUGAAAUUCAACGAUUACGGCCUCAGCCAUCGGCUUCAACCCUUCAAACCACUACUAGGCGAGGGCAUCUUCGACACCGACGGCGCGCACUGGGCCUCGUCGCGGGCCUUGAUCCGGCCUAGCUUUACUCGCGACCAAGUAGCUGACUUGACGGCGUUGGAGGAGUUGAUACAGGACCUCUUCGCGUUGCUUCCGCGGGAUGAGAAGACGGUAGUGGACCUGCAGGAGCUGUUCUUCCGGUACACGAUUGAUUCAGCGACUGAGUUCCUGUUCGGACAGUCAGUCGGGACGUUGAAGAAGACUCACUCUGAGCUUGGCGUUGCGCAGGCGUUUCAUUAUGCCCAGAAGGCUAUCAUCACGCGAGGCAUGCUAGGCCCGCUGGCCGUAUUCUAUCGCGAUCAAAAGGCAGACGAGUGCAAUCGCGUCUGCAGGGAAUUUGUCCAGCGGUUUGUCGACGACGCCUUUCAUGCAGUUGAGGGCAAAAGAGAAAAGAAACAGGAUGAGACGGGCCGCCAGAAGCGUAUUUUCUCGCAUGAAUUGGCGGCGCGGACAUCCGAUAAGCGUCGCGUUCUAGAUGAGCUGAUGAACGUGUUGUUAGCCGGUCGUGAUACCACUGCUAGUCUACUCGGCAAUCUGUUCUUCAUGCUGGCGAAGAAGCCAGUGGUUUGGGAUAAGUUGCGUGCAGAAGUAGCUUGUUUACAGGGCCGGACACCAACUUAUGAAGAGCUCCGCAGUCUGAGAUAUGUCCAGUGCUGUGUAAAUGAAUCACUACGUUUACACCCUGUUGUCCCACGCAACGAACGCCAGGCAGUACGAGAUACCGUCCUCCCACUCGGAGGAGGCAGUGAUGGUCUCUCACCUGUCUUCGUGCCCAAAGGCACCAUAGUAUCCUACAACCUAUACGCGAUGCAUCGGCGGCCAGACUUCUACGGGCCAGACGCAGAGGAAUUCCGUCCUGAGCGCUGGGAGGACGGAAGACUGCAGCCGCGCUGGGGUUAUCUGCCGUUUAAUGGUGGCCCGCGCAUCUGCAUCGGGCAGCGAUAUGCGUUGACGGAAGUUAGCUAUGUUCUUAUACGCAUGGUACAGGAGUUCCGGGUCUUGGAGAGUCGGGAUCCGGGGCCGUGGGAAGAAUCGCUGGCUUUGACGCUGUGUUCGCGGAAUGGGACAAGGGUGUGUCUUAUUCCUAGUUGA
This is a messenger RNA of Aspergillus fischeri NRRL 181, 1515 nucleotides long. Its product is annotated as cytochrome P450. The coding region runs from base 1 to 1515 and encodes 504 amino acids. Gene Ontology annotation, molecular function: iron ion binding; heme binding; oxidoreductase activity, acting on paired donors, with incorporation or reduction of molecular oxygen, reduced flavin or flavoprotein as one donor, and incorporation of one atom of oxygen. The transcript is spliced from 2 exons. The record is from RefSeq and is a predicted model, not a curated record. Lineage: Eukaryota; Fungi; Ascomycota; Eurotiomycetes; Eurotiales; Aspergillaceae.